This is a messenger RNA of Meyerozyma guilliermondii ATCC 6260, 465 nucleotides long. RefSeq lists its product as uncharacterized. The transcript has a single exon. Gene Ontology annotation, cellular component: nucleus; cytoplasm. The coding region runs from base 1 to 465 and encodes 154 amino acids. The record is from RefSeq and is a predicted model, not a curated record. Gene Ontology annotation, molecular function: ribonucleoside-diphosphate reductase inhibitor activity. NCBI's taxonomy places the organism in Eukaryota, Fungi, Ascomycota, Pichiomycetes, Serinales, Debaryomycetaceae.
AUGGCUCACACCCAUACACCAACCUCAUUUCAAUCAAUUGAUUCAAUUUCGCACCAGCUCCUCAUGGAAACGAAACGGAGAACCAGAGAGCAACCACCGGUGCGUGAUGCCACGUCGGAAGAGCUCGCAAUGCUAGGAAUGCGUAUCAGAAAAGCGGUUUCUGAAGGAUAUCGUACUGGAAAUGAAUAUACUGGUCACAACUAUGGUCUAGAUGGCCACCUCCAAUCAUACGAAAGAGUACCUUUGCCCUCCCAUAUUAGCCAGCCGCCCUCCUUGAUGGAUGCAGGUUCCACUGUAGACUCCAGUUCCAGUUUGUCUGAGUGGGGGACCAAAUUUGAGGCGCUCCAACCAAAGUUGCAGGUGAUUGGCGAAGUCGAAAAUCGUAAACGAAAGCCUGAGGAGGCGCCAGAUUUGGGAACUUAUCAGCAACGGUACGGCGAGUUGGCAUUCAACGAGGAUUUUUAG